GGCAGGCGGAUUCUUAACCACUGCGCCACCAGGGAAGUCCCUGUAAGUGGUUUUGAUUGUUUGUAUGAAGGCUGUUUAUUUCUGUGUAAGUACAGAAGUUUAUAUACCCUGAAGUUCUAAGUAGUUUUUAACAGACGUUAAAUUCUGCAGAAUCCUUUAUACAUUUUUGCCUAAAAGAAAAGAAAGCCUUGGGAGUCAGGCUUACAGUUAAAUUCUGUGGCUGCAUUUAUGAGCUCUGUGGACAUCUGGGGAUCUGUUUGACUACUCUGAGCCUCAGUUUCCUAAUCAGUAAAAGGAACAUUUCUGGCUUGGUAAGAAUGUUGGGAGAAUUAAAAAGAGCUUGGGACUCAUCACUUAGUGCCGCUUCCACCACCAUCACUGCCAGCCGCAACAGAGAUUGAGGUUGCUGUGCUCUUUUUCUUCCUCUUUCCCCUCUCACCUUUAAAAGACAAAGAAAAGAAGAAAAAUGAUGCUAGACUUGAAGUUAAAAGCAAGUUGUGAUUCACUCGGAGCAGGAUAAUCAACAUACUGAGAACAAACUCAGCCCCGUAUUUGAGGCCCCUCCUGCCUGCCUUUCUAGCCUUGCUGCUGCUUGCCCUCUCCGAUGCACCCUGACCAGAGGUUGCUUAGCUUUCCCCAAAGUCCCCGUGUUUCCUAUAAUGCCAUCCCUUCCACCCAGAAUGUUCUGCUACCUAAUUCUACCAGUUUAGAUAUGUGCUGCCCUGCACCCAGUAAAAAACACGAUAUGUCUCCAUGUGUAGCUUGUCGGUCCUAUAGCUUGGCCUUGAUGGACUGGAAACUGUGAGGAGAGAAACUAUGUCCCUCAUGUCCACCAAAGAAUACAGAAUACCUGGCAAAGAACAGACACUCAGAUAUUUUAAAAUAAGUAAAUGAAUAAUUGACUUUGAUCUUUCUUUUGCCUCGUAUUAUGUGUCUGGGUAAUUCAUCUGUCACCCAGUACAUUGUAAACCCCUUGAAGAUAAGGCUUACGCCGCUUCUCAAUAAUAAUAGUAACAGUAAUAAUAAUGGUGGUGGUGGAGGUGGUGAGAGGCAAAUGGAUUUAUUUUAUAUAAGAACAUGUAAUAAUAAAAGCGAAAAUUGAUGUUCAUUGAACAUUUAUUAUGUUACAGGAACUGUUUUGAAGUCCCUGAUGUGGAUUAUCUCACAUAACCCUCAGCAGUCCUGUUCACAGUAAAGGUGCUAAGAAAGAGAAUGUAAGACAGGAAAAUAAUUAAAUAUUUUUACUGAGUCUCUUCAACAGGCCACAUUUAAGAGGCGUCUCGUACCCUCUGCUGCCGGUGGCUGGGACACGAUGGAUCACACAGGGGCAGUGGACACCGAGGAUGAGUUGGGACCUUUAGCCCAUCUUGCUCCAAGUCCUCAAAGUGAAGCCGUUGCCCACGAAUUCCAGGAACUCUCCUUGCAGUCCAGUCAGCACCUGCCCCCUCUGAACGAAAGGAAGAAUGUGCUCCAGCUGAGGCUGCAACAAAGGAGGACAAGAGAACAACUAGUGGACCAGGGCAUCAUGCCACCCCUGAAGAGCCCAGCGGCAUUCCACGAGCAGAUAAAAAGCUUGGAACGAGCCAGAACCGAAAACUUUUUGAAGCACAAGAUUCGGAGCCGACCAGAUCGUUCUGAACUUGUCAGGAUGCACAUUUUAGAAGAAACAUUUGCAGAGCCAUCCCUGCAGGCUACUCAGAUGAAGUUGAAAAGAGCUCGACUAGCUGAUGAUCUGAAUGAAAAGAUUGCUCAAAGACCUGGUCCUAUGGAGCUGGUAGAGAAAAACAUCCUUCCUGUAGACUCCAGUGUUAAGGAAGCAAUUAUAGGUGUUGGGAAGGAGGACUAUCCCCAAACUCAGGGCGAUUUCUCAUUUGACGAAGACAGCAGUGAUGCUUUGUCUCCAGACCAGCCAGCCAGCCAGGAGUCGCAGGGGUCAGCCGCGUCCCCAAGUGAGCCAAAAGUUAGUGAAUCGCCAUCUCCUGUGACUACAAACACUCCAGCCCAGUUUACUUCAGUGUCCCCAGCAGUUCCUGAAUUCUUGAAAACACCUACUGCAGACCAGCCCCCCACACGGUCCACAGCGCCUGUCCUCCCCACCAACACCGUGUCCUCAGCAAAGCCUGGGCCAGCACUGGUGAAGCAAAGCCAUCCCAAGAAUCCAAAUGACAAGCACCGUAGCAAAAAGUGCAAGGACCCGAAGCCCCGGGUGAAGAAGCUGAAGUACCACCAGUACAUCCCGCCAGAUCAGAAGGGGGAGAAGAGCGAGCCGCCCAUGGACUCCAACUACGCCCGGCUGCUCCAGCAGCAGCAGCUCUUCCUGCAGCUGCAGAUCCUCAGCCAGCAGCAGCAGCAGCACUACAACUACCAGACCAUCCUGCCUGCGCCACUCAAGCCACUCAAUGACAAGAAUAACAACAGUGGGAAUCCAGCUUUGAACAACACCACAUCUAACACACCAAGACAGAAUACAUCUGCUCCUAUGAGAAAGCCAGGGCCUCUGCCUUCUAGCUUGGAUGACUUAAAGGUGUCGGAGCUGAAGACAGAACUGAAGUUAAGGGGUCUUCCGGUGUCAGGCACCAAACUGGACCUCAUUGAACGCCUGAAACCCUACCAGGAAAUGAACAGCGGUGGUGCUGCUACCAGUGGCAUCGUGGCCCUGUCCACAUCUGCCAUCGUCCCCAGUAACCCGGAAGUUACCAUGGCCCUGCCAGUGACAACACUGCAGAACUCUGUGAGCAGCUCAGGCUCCACUUUCAAGGGAGAGCUGCCAUCCGCUGGAUCCAGCAGCACAGCCCACGUGGACAGUGUUAGCUCCCCGCUGCCCAUCUCACCCGCACCCUCGGAACAGUCCAGUCUCAGCGCCGAGGACGCGAGCGUGGCGGACACGUUCACCGAGAUCAUGACCAUGAUGUCCCCGUCGCAGUUCCUGUGCUCGUCGCCUCUGCGAGCCACGAGUACGGAGGACAGCCUCAGCCCCACCAGCAGCACGCUGUCCACCCUGGAGCUCGACGCGGCCGAGAAGGACCGCAAGCUCCAGGAGAAAGAGAAGCAGAUCGAAGAGCUGAAGCGGAAACUGGAACAAGAGCAGAAGCUCGUGGAAGUUCUGAAGAUGCAGCUGGAGGUGGAGAAACGAGGGCAGCAGCAGCGGCCACUGGAGCCCCCGCCCAGCACCCCGGCCCCUCCAGUCCCCAAGUCAGACCAGGCUCGGGGCGGCACCGCUCCCGCUGCCAAGGACGAGGCCCUGGUCCCCGACGGCCCCAGCCUAGUGGCCGGCCAGACCCUCGUUGCCAAAAAGGCCAUAGUGAUCAAGCAAGAGGUCCCCGUGGCCCCGGCCGAGCCACCAAGCCUCGUCCCGCAGUUUUACGUGAGUUCCCAGGGCCAGCCGCCCGCCGGGGUGGCUCAGCCACAGGCUUUACUGACCACGCACACCACGCAGCUGCUGCUCCCCGUGUCCAUCCAGGGCUCCGGUGUCACCUCAGUGCAGCUCCCAGUAGGCAGCCUCAAACUCCAGACUCCACCACAAACAGGCAUCCAGGCUCAGCCUCAGAUAGCAACUGCCACCUUGUCCUCAGGCCUGGCCCAGGCUGCACCUCAGAAACAAGACACUUUCACACCACAUGUGCUCAGUCAACCUCAGCAAGUCAGAAAGGUUUUCACAAACUCAGCAUCCAAUACAGUUCUUCCGUAUCAGAGACCACCCGCUCCAGCGGUGCAGCAGCCCUUUAUCAACAAGACAAACAGCAGCAUCCUUCAACCCAGAAGCACGCCACUUCCGUCCCUGCAGAACGGCCCCAACCCUCCCAACAAGCCCGGCUCGCCCCCUCCGCCCCAGCAGUUUGCGGUCCAGCACUCUCUGUUUGGGAGCCCGGUCCCCAAGACGAAAGACCCUCCCCGCUACGAGGAAGCCAUCAAGCAGACGCGCAGUGCCCAGUCUUCCCUUCCAGAGAUUUCCAAUGCACACAGUCAGCAGAUGGACGACCUCUUUGACAUCCUUAUUAAAAGCGGAGAGAUUUCCCUCCCUAUAAAAGAAGAACCUUCUCCUAUUUCCAAAAUGAGACCAGUGACAGCCAGCAUCACCACAAUGCCAGUCAGCACAGUGGUGUCCCGGCCACCACCCCAAGUCCAAAUGGCACCACCCAUAUCCUUAGAACCUAUGAGCAGUUUAUCUGCCAGCUUAGAGAACCAACUAGAAGCUUUCUUGGAUGGCACUUUGCCUUCAGCCAGUGAAAUUGCUCCACUGCAAAGCAGCAGCGAGGACAGGGAACCCUUCUCCCUGAUAGAGGAUCUCCAGAACGACCUGCUGAGUCACUCAGGCGUGCUGGACCACUCACACUCACCCAUGGAAACUUCCGAGGCCCAGUUUGCUGCGAGUACUCCCUGCCUGUCCCUUGACCUUUCUGACUCGAACCUGGACAACAUGGAGUGGUUAGACAUUACCAUGCCCGGCACGUCAUCGGGACUCACUCCUCUCAGCGCCACUGCUCCGAGCAUGUUCUCUGCCGACUUCCUAGACCCACAGGACCUACCACUGCCAUGGGACUAACAGCACAGAUUUCUCAUCCCAGAUUCCAUGAGAGUCAAGAAGAUGAAGAUGAUUGGAGAAGGUCAGUUUUUAGAGACAGAUCCAUAGUUGCAUCAUUGCAAUUAUAAUAUGUUGUCACAGAAAGAACGGAGGGAUGGUCAGAGGCUGGAAACCAAGUUUGAAAACGUUUCAUUGCAUCCAGCAGUGAAUGUCUACGAUUUAAUAUAGCACAGAGCCUUCUGAAAAAACACUACUCCAAGAAGACUUAUCUGUUUCUCCAGACUUCAGUAAAGAAUAAAAGGUACCUUUAGAUAAAAACAUGAAGCAGAGUAAUGUGUGCAGGGCGGUGAUACCAGGGCCUCUGGUCAUCAGCUACAUUUAAACCUCUGUGGUCACUUUGAGACCCUAAAUAAAAGGCAAACGGCUCCACUCAAAAAGAAGGGAGGUGAGAGACCACUGCACAGGGUAUUUCCUAGAAAUGGCCUGAGCCCAGCCCAAGAUGCAGCAGGGGUCAAGGGCAGUGGUCAGCACCAGCCAGUUCAGUGACAGCUUCCCACUGAAGACUUUUUGGUUCCAUUCAGAAACCAAUGUAAUUUUUUUGUGUGUUAUAGUUUAUUUUGUGAUUUUUGGGAAUCUUACUUUAGAUCUCCAAAUUUAAAUUGAAAUGGAAGAUCUUCCACCAUAACCAGACAGUGUCUACAAAAGACUGUCAUAAACAAUCCACUGUAAGAAGUCAGGUGUACUGAUAACACUGAAAAUUCUAUUUGCAGCCCUCUGGGUUGAUUAGGUUGAUUUUAAUGUGUAUCUUAGACAUCUGUACGUGUGCUCUGACAUUGUGAUGUGUACAGCCUACACUGGAGUAAGGCAUUAGGUACCCAGUGGUCCUACUUCUUGUAAUAACUCAAAUAUUUCUGGAGUACUUGAGCCACAUGUAUUUCCGUAUUUAAAGAAUUGCUGACUAACUUUCAGGUAACCAGACCCAUCUCAAAGAACCAUGAAAAGGCUUUAGCAUAAAAUAUAUUUCUGAGCUGGUGAGUUGCAAAGAAGGCAAGGGAGAAGUCUAUCAUCAACCUAGGACAUUCCUACAACGGUUACAGGUGAGACAGUGUCGCCAGGUUGGCCAGUGGACCCAGCCCUGGCCAUCCUCUUCUCUGUCUCUUAUCCCUGGUUACUGUUUUACAGGCUUGUAACUGGAUGUCAUACCUGAGCUCUCACUAUAUCAUCAAGCUGAAGAUUGAAAAACUGGAGGUUUUAUUAGUUUUUUAUAUAGAAAAAAGAUUUGUUGAGUAGUUUCAUAAUUUUCUAAUAUGCCAACUAUCACAGGAUUUCCAAGAUUAUUUCAAUCAAGCUAGUCAUUUAAGUAAGUAUAUGAUAAAAUAUAAAUAACUGAAAAAAACCCCACCUGAAAUCUACCCCAAAGUGUGGAGGUUUUUAUUACAUAACAUCAUUGUGCUCUCCACCUCACCUUGUAUAAACCCUACGUAUGGUCAGGUUUUUUCCCUGGGCUGUUAAAUGGUGAAAGUUGCCUCUUGCAAGUCACUGUGGGAACCUGACCCACUACUUGGAAACAGUCUGUGAAUCAUUUCUGGGUUUGUGUUUUGCCUAAGAACUGAUCUUACUGUAUAUUUUUAUUUCAGUUUGUAAAUUUUACUACAUGUAAGAAAAGUCCACUUUCCCAGUAUUCAGUUGCCCACAGCCCUCGAGCCCUCAGUUGAAAGCCCUCCCAACUGGAAAGUGCUUCUGGAUGAUUCAAGCAGAGGCAGUCAUGCACAGUGUGGUCUGCAGUAGGUACUUCGAGUGUUUAGCAAUUGGUAAUCCAACAUGUGGGAGCCAGUAACCGUUAACCACAGCGCCGCCAUCUGACCAAGCCCAAUGGGACAGUUAACGUCCUGGGCAUGACGUGCAUCUCGAGUCAGUUCCUUUCAGAGGCCCUGUGGCCAGGGGCAGGGCUGUUGACCCGGGGAGGUACUUUUCUUAGGGGAAGUCUGGGCCCUGGGUUUUUGUCUGGGGCCAGGGGCAGGGCUUUUGACCCGGGGAGGUACUUUUCUUAGGGGAAGUCUGGGCCCUGGGUUUUUGUCUGGGACUUAUGUGGUCCACACUUAGACUCCAAGCAUCAUCUUCAUUCAGAUUUAAAUGGCUUAUUAAAUUAGCACCAAAUAUCAGUGAGUCAGCAGGAGGCAACUGAACAGCUAGUGGUGCUGGCUCUUGUUGAGUAACUUUCUGUUUCCAUCAUCCCGAGUUGUGUACAUAGAUUGUUCUCUAGCCCUCAGCUCCCCUCGUUGCUUUUUUAAAAUAGAUUUGAAACAUGCCACAGGAAGGUUGCUCUCCAAAAAUACACACUGCAUUGCAAAGAAUGCCAUCUCAUGAGCCUGGUCUCUCGACUACAAAUUGCUGAAGUGCCCACUUCACAUGUGUGUUCAGACCUUCACGUACCAGCAUUUCCUUUAAAGGCAGGCAAGGGGCCUCUAGUACUGACUCUACCAGCCACCUACUCGCGGCAUUCCACCCGGCCCUCCGUCCUGGUUUGAGCAGCCAGCCUGGGCCUCUGUGACGCCAGUGCUGCUCACCAGGGCCUCAGCUAACGUUCCAGGUUAGAGCAAGGACACAGACCGUGCGCAGCGUGUGACGUGACCAAAGGUGACAUUCUGUGAUCACAGCCCCUCUGCCCUAACUCAGUGAACGUGAUGGUAAGCGCAAUGGGAAAGGCGUGUGUUUACCAAAGAAGACGGUCUUGGGUUUGAGGUGAGCUUCACAGCCCUUUAAACAGAGGGCAGAAGCACUGGUUGGAUGUUCAAGUGUGUGGUUUAGAAGUGGUGCUGUUGUGUACCAUCCUGCAGAGCAGCAUACUGCCAAGCAGAAAACCAACUCCUAGAAACAUGAUCUCAUAUCCAGUCUUAUUUCCUAAAUAUUCCUGAAACACAGUAGUAUCAAGCUUACCCUGCUAGUGUAUAUAGGUAUCAGGUCUUGUCAUUAAGGACGGGAGGAAUAGAAAGUUACACCGAAGCUUCAGGCAUAUGUGGUCAUCUUGUACGUUUCAGCAAAGCAUGUACUAGGAAACCUCUUAGGACAGUGUGAGUGGUUCACGUUCUAGUGUUUUUCCUGAAAUGUGCAAUCUACUGUAUAGUAUCUGCCACAUAUUUGUACAUAGAUGUAGUCUGAAUUCAUGGAACUUCUUGCUCAGAUACUAUUUGUGUUUGUUUUAUAUGAAUAUUUUUAUGGCACAAAAAAAGAUCUUACUUAAAAUUUCCUUUUUACAAACUGCACGGUUGUGUGAGCCAUGGAAGUGCCAUUUCAGAAUCGUGGCAAAGGCAGUGUGGUGUUGCCCCCCAAGCUGCCACCUGUAGAGGGCACCGUCACAAGCUGUGCAGCCGGUGGACCCCGAGUGAUGAUGGAUCAGGAGUGUUACCCAUUUUGUCACCAAAGCUGACUUAGGCUUCCUCUACCCCAGAUCAACCCCAGAUCAUUCCAGGCCACACAGCUUUCUCCAGAGUCCUUUCACAAUUCCCAAGCUGAAACCAGCCACAACAGUGCCGGGACCGUCCCUUUACUGUCCACAAACAGCCUUUGGCCGUGUUUGCGCCACACCCUCAUGCUGUUUCUGGGGCCCAUCUGGUGGCUCCUGCCAUGAGCCAGGUGGAGGGUGGCAGCCAGGGGCUGUUUCAAGAACUUCCAAGAGACUAGCUGUCAGUGUCCACCAGCAGAGCCACCCGGGUCUCCACAGCAGGUUCGCAAAUAGCCCUCUGCGUGUCGCCAUCCGUCACCACCACAUCAGUCCCGACCACUGGCACCAGAGCAGGACACCAGGCAAAGUGUCCCCUGCCUGGAGGCCACAAAAUUAGCCCACACUCUCAACACUAACUGGAAGGUCAGGGUUAUCAAAGGAACACAGCUCACAAGUGCAGAAAUGUGUAUUUGGAGAGCAUCCUAACUGCAUUUCAGCGCAUCUUUUAAGUGGUUUCAGUCAAAACUGGAAAAUAACAAUUAAUAUGUAGUCAUUCUUCUUCCUGGUUCAAACCUUUGAUAACUUGCUCAUUCAGCGAUGUUUCUGAGCUACGUUUUUGUGAAGUGACUGCAUGGCAAUAAGCAGGUCUAUGUUUGUCCCCAUUCACCCUUUCUUGCAGUAUUUGAGGAAAUGCAUCAUUGCAAAGGGUUUCUGCCUGAAAUCUCUGAUUUGAGGCCUGUAAUUCAAAAAGCUGCACAUGUUUACAAAAGAGCUCUUCCCCUCCAUGCAAACACGUUGCUCUGUGAAUCAUUGGAAAAUGUCACGAUUCUGUGACAAGAGAAUGGCAAUCUCGGAUCUGCAAGGUGCUGUCUGGAAUCAAAUAAAACAUGUCAUUGGCGAUCUCAACACAGCUGUCGUGUUCAACAGAGCUUUGUGCCAACUACUAAGACAAAGCUUUAACCAAGUUCAUAGAAUCACCGAGACUCAUAACGAUUACCUCUCCACAUUAUGCUGUAAGGAAACUUGAUGAUUUAGGAGGAGGAGGAAGCAUUUAGGAAAGGGUUUAGUUGCUACCAAAAGCACUUAACCUCGAAAAACUAAUAGUAAUGCAAACUUGCUUCAAUGGAACCAAAGGCAUUGCCAAGUAUUUGCCAAAAGGAGGCACUUUUUAUUUAAAAUUUGAGACUAAUGAGAUCUCAAAAAUCAGUCCCAAAAAGGUAUUAUCCAUUUAAGGUUAUAAUUUUCACAAAGAUGUAGAUAUUUCUCUAUUGUUUUCAUGUAAAAUAGUAUAGAUUUGUUUUGUUGGGUUAAGAAUAAUACGUAUUUAGCAGUAAUACAGAGUUUUUUCCUUUCUACGUACAAAUUAGUUUUCUUCUCUUGCUUGCAAUAGAAAUACGAUGUGAUAGGUGUUUCUCUUCUUAUUUUCAUUGUCACAUUAUGUCUUAGCAUCUCACUCUAUGAAAAAAAGGAGAAAGAUACCAAUCUGCAGAGCCCUGCUUAUCAAAGCACUAGUUUAAUAAAAAACUAUGGCAAUUGGGGGUCCAUUCAUGUAUUGCCUUUAUGUUGUUUUUUAAAAGAAAAACCAUGAUGCCUUUGUAUUUGCUGUUUGCACCCCUGAAAUCAAUUCCAUAUCAUGUUUGAAUGCCAUACAUUUUGCACAUGUACUGUACAUAGGUAAUGCAUACUGUAUUUUUAUAUGUGUGCACAUUUAUCAUCAGAUCUUUUGUACAUAGUGGCCGUAUUGUAGCUGAUCGGGAAAUGUUUGAUAUCUCAGCAAUUUUGCAUUUUUGUGUCUCAAAUAAAAACAUUUUGAUGUAC
This is a messenger RNA of Delphinapterus leucas (beluga whale), 9782 nucleotides long. It is a transcript of the gene MRTFB, whose product is annotated as myocardin related transcription factor B. Gene Ontology annotation, biological process: positive regulation of transcription by RNA polymerase II; smooth muscle cell differentiation. Gene Ontology annotation, cellular component: nucleus. Lineage: Eukaryota; Metazoa; Chordata; Mammalia; Artiodactyla; Monodontidae. Gene Ontology annotation, molecular function: transcription coactivator activity. The record is from RefSeq and is a predicted model, not a curated record.